UAAUUAAUUAUGAGAUAACUUCUUCUGCUCAAGUCGGAUCGGAAGGCAGUAUCAAUUUGUAGUUGGUCUGAUCUGAACCAGUAUCAAUUAAUGGAUCCCAGGAAAGCCCAUAAAGCCUCUUCAUCCUCACCAUCCUCCUCAUCAAAACGUUGGGAGUACCACAUAUUCUUGAGCUUCAGAGGUGAAGACACGCGCAAGGGCUUCACGUCACACCUUCACAAGGCAUUAGAAAGCAGGGGAUACGAUGUUUUUAUGGACGAGGAUGAUCUACAAGUAGGGCAAGUUAUAAAACCAGAACUGUUGCAGGCAAUUGAAAAUUCCAAGAUGUCUGUAAUUGUCUUCUCAACGAGGUUUGCAGAUUCCAGUUGGUGUCUUGAUGAGCUAGUGAAGAUCAUGGAGUGUAGAAGAACACUGAAUCAAAUCGUUUUGCCAAUAUUCUACGAUGUGGAUCCUUCAGACGUCAGGCAUCAGACUGGUACUUUGGCAACUGAUUUUCAGAAACAUACCAUCCGACAUAAAGAUGAGGUGGUAAAGGAGUGGAAAAGGGCUCUUACUGAAGCUGCGAAUUUGUGUGCCGGGGUUCUCAAAGACACUGCGGACAGGAACGAAGCAAAGUUUAUCGAGGCAUUUAUUGAGAACAAUAUUAUCGGAUGGCUUUCCACAACUCCCCUACCAGUAGCCGCCUACACGGUUGGAGUCGACUCUCGUGUACAUGAUAUGAUCAGUUAUCUUUUAGGUAGAUCACAAGAUGUUGUCAUGAUUGGAAUUUGGGGGAUGGGCGGACUGGGCAAAACAACAGCUGCGAAGGCCAUUUAUAAUCGAAUUAAGGAUAAAUUCGAAGCUCAUGGUUUCCUUGGAGACAUUAGGGACACUGCAAAUAGACAUGGUCUUGUUUAUUUGCAAAAACUACUUCUUGCUGAAAUCUACAAGAAACCGACCAAAUUUCACAUAAGUUGUGUUGAUGGAGGGAUGGGUAUGAUAAAAAAAGAACUUGGAUGUAAAAGGGUACUUGUAAUUAUCGACGAUGUAGAUGAAAAGGAGCAACUCAAAGCGAUAGUUGGAAAUCGUGAUUGGUUUGGCUCUGGAAGUAGAAUUAUAAUAACUACUAGAGAUAAACAAUUUCUAGACGUACUUCGUGUGGAUAAAACUUUCACGGUUCCAGAAAUGAAUCCAGAUGAAGGUCUUGAGCUCUUUUGUCGGCAUGCCUUUCAAAAAGGUUGUCCUAAUAAACGAUAUCUUGAACUCUCGAAAAAGGUAGUUUUUUAUAGUAGAGGUUUGCCACUGGCACUUGAAGUUUUAGGCUCUUGCUUGGUUGACAGAACCAUAGCAGAGUGGGAAAGCCAAUUGGAGGAAUUGGAAGGAAUCCCUCCUAAAGAAAUUCUAAAAAAACUGAGAAUAAGCUAUGACGGUCUAGAUCGUAACGAGAAGUGUAUAUUCCUUGAUAUAUCUUGUUUCUUCAUUGGAAUGAACAAACACCAUGUCAGAAAAAUAUUAGAUGGAUGUGGCUUUAAAGCAGAAAUAAAAAUCAGUGUCCUCCGUAAGAAGUGCCUUCUAACUGUUAAUGAAAAGAACCAGCUAAUGAUGCAUGAUCUACUUCGAGACAUGGGCAGAGCAAUCUGUCAAGAAGGUGACCCAGAAGACCGGACUAGAUUGUGGCUCAGCCCCGAAGAUGCGACAGAUGUAUUGGAAGACAAAUCUGAAACUACAAAAGUUGAAGGACUUGCCCUAAAUCUGCGAAGCUUGGAAAAGGCUAGUUUCGGUACUAAAGCAUUUCGCAAAAUGACCAAACUGAAAUUGCUCCAGCUCAACUAUGUAGAGCUCACCGGAGAGUACAAAUUUCUUUCCAAAAAUUUAAGAUGGUUGUGCUGGCAUGGAUUCCUUCUAGAUUCGAUACCAGGUGACUUUGAUCUAACAAGCCUAAUUGCUAUGGACCUGCAGUUUAGCAAACUCAAAGUAGUUUGGAAGGAUUGCAAGUUGCUUGAGAAGUUGACAAUCAUUAAUCUGAGUCAUUCUCAUGAUCUAACAACAUCACCAGACUUUUCAAAAGUCCCAAAUCUCGAGGAGUUGAUAUUGGAAUGCACGAGUUUGUCUGAUGUCCAUGAAUCCAUUGGUGAUCUCAAAAGACUUGCUUUGGUAAAUCUUGAACACUGCAGAAUGCUUAAAGAUCUCCCACUGAAUUUAUAUAGAUCCAAGUCUAUUGAAACUCUUCUACUUAAUGGUUGUUCAAGAUUUGAAAACUUGGCUGAGGGCUUAGGGGACAUGGUAUCAUUGAGAACUCUGGAAGCAGACGAUACAGCUGUAACAAAAGUACCAUCUUCCAUAGUAAAAUUGAAGAACCUGAGAUCUUUAUCUCUAUGUGGUUUGGAACGGUUAACUGGCUUUUUGCCCUAUUCUUACCUGAGAUCUUCAGGUCUCCGUGGUUUGGAAGGGUCCCAACCAACUGGUUUUUUGCCUUCUUUGUUAGAUGGCUUAAACUCUUUAAGAAAAUUAGCUCUUGCAGACUGCAGUUUAACAGAUGAUGAACUCCCUGAGGAUCUCGGGAGCCUAAGUUCCUUAGAACAUUUAGAUUGUGGACAAAAUUCUUUUUGUAGACUGCCAAGCCUAAUUGGUCUUUCAAAGCUGGAAUAUUUGUGUUUAAAUGACUGCAGAAAACUUCGUGCAAUCCCAGAAUUACCGACAAAUCUGAAAGUUCUGAGAGUGUUAGGCUGCACAGCAUUGGAAACAAUGCCAGAUUUUUCAAAAAUGUCAAGUAUAAGAGAACUGUAUUUAUCUGAUUCGUACAAACUCACUGAGAUUCCUGGCCUGGAUAAGUCAUUAAACUCCGUGACAAGGAUUCAUAUGGAAGGCUGCACCAAACUCACCACCAAUUUCAGAAAGAAAAUCCUACAGGGAUGGACUUCUUGCGAUGUUGGAGGCAUUUAUCUUGAAGGGAUUUAUGGUAUUCCUAAGUGGUUCAGGUUGGUCGGUAAUGAGUACAAUGAAGUGGAUUUUGAAGUGCCCCAAAUUUUCAGUUGUGAUUUAAAAGGGUUAACGUUGUGUUGCGUUUACUCUUCAGACAACCCAAAACCAAAAGAUGGUCUUGGCAUUACGGUUAGAAAUAUAACGCAGGGAACUACUUUGCACACCUGGCCAGCAAUUGCCUCUGUAAAAACAGACAGUAAACCUGUAGAAUAUUAUCUUUGGCAGGGACAACUAUCGAACGAUAGGCUCAGUUUGCAAGGUGGGGAUAAAGUCUUGCUUUCUGUAUUUGCUACAGUUGAUUUUGUGAGAGUGAAGAAAGCAGGGGUCAAUCUAGAAUGGGUCAAAGUUAUGAAGGAAAAUAUGGAUGAUUCGGAUCCUCAUCUGUAUGAUUUGGACCCAAAUCCUGAUUGGUUGUCGAGAGCUCCAGAUGAGGCAGGACCAAGCCAAGGCGAACCAUUAAGAGAAUUAGUUCUUGCAAGCUGCAAUUUAACUGAUACUGCAAUCUACAACGAUCUUGGGAGUUUAAUUUCUUUAGAAUACUUAGAUCUUCGAAAAAAUAAUGUUCUUAGCCUUCCCUGCCUCAGUGGUUUGGUAAAACUUGAGCAGUUAUAUUUAAAUCAUUGUAGAAAUCUUCGUGCAAUCCCAGAUUUACCAACAAAUUUGAAAGUUCUGGAAGCAGCUGGCUGCACUGGAUUGGAAACAAUGCCAGAUGUUUCAAAAAUGUCGAACAUGAGAGAACUGUAUCUAUGUGAUUCGUUCAAACUCACUGAGAUUAUAGGCUUGGAUAAGUCAUUAAACUCCAUGACAAGGAUUCAUAUGGAAGGCUGCACCAAUCUCACUGCCCAAUUUAGGAACAACAUCAUGCAGGGAUGGGCUUCUUGCGGAUAUGGUGGCAUUUUUCUUAAUGGAAAUGAUAUUCCUGAUUGGUUCGACUUUGUCAAUGAGAAUAACUUUGUGUAUUUCACUGUGCCUCAAAGUGAUGGUCGUAGUUUUACAGGGUUAACUCUGUCCUUUGUUUACUCUUUAGACCUCGAACCUAAAGCUCCAAUUACCAUUACCAUUACAAAUUUUAGCCAGGGUACUGAUUUUGACGCCUUGAUGACACAUGCCUCGCUACACUAUCUCUGGAAACCUGAAGAGCAUUAUCUUUGGCAGGGACAAUUAUCAAAUGAUGUGCUCCAAUUGCAAGAAAUGGACAAAGUCCGAAUUCACAUAGUACCUCAUGAUGAUUUUGCCAAGGUGAUGAAAACCGGGGUUAAUCUAGUAUGGGAUAAACUUAUGAAAGAAAAUAUGAUUGAUUACAAUAUUUGUGGGUAUAAACAUCAUCCAUCUCAAAAUAUGGUCAAUGAUUAUGCGGCUUACUCAGUUGGAAUUACUUCUCGGGUGGAGGUUUUGAGUAAUCACUUAGAUUUUGAAACUUCAGGUUCUAAGAAUGUUCGCAUGAUUGGUAUUUUGGGGAUGCCCGGCAUUGGAAAAACGACGCUUGCCAAAGCCAUUUAUAACAAAUUUGAAGGUAGCUUUGAAGUUAGGAGUUUCCUUGCAGACGUGAGGGAAGUAUUUGCAAACCAACGCAGUAAUGGUCUGGUUGGUUUGCAAGAACAACUUCUAAAUGAUAUCUUGAAAGGAGAGGGCAUAAAGGUUGGAUCUGUUGCUAAAGGGAUUGAUAUGAUAAGAGAACGACUUUUCUGUAAAAGAGCACUUGUCAUAAUUGACGAUGCAGAUGAUCUACAGCAACUAAAAGCAAUAGCUGGAGCUCGUGAUUGGUUUGGUCAUGGAAGUAGAAUUGUUAUAACAACAAGAAAUCAACAUUUGCCAGACCAAGUUGGAGUGGAUAGCACAUAUAUGGCUCAAGCAAUGGAUGAAAAAGAAGCUCUAGAGCUCUUUAGUAGGCAUGCCUUCGAAAGAAGUUAUCCUAAUCAAGAAUAUCUUGACCUCUCAAAACGUGUAAUUCGUUACUGUCAAGGUUUGCCACUAGCACUUAAAGUUUUAGGGUCUUUUCUAAAGAAAAGAACCACGACAGAGUGGAAAAGACAUUUGGGGAAACUGGAAAGAAGUCCUCCUGAUGGAGAUAUUCAAAAAAUACUCAGAAUAAGCUUUGACGGGCUACCUGAUCAUAAAAAGAGAGAGAUAUUCCUUGAUAUAUCUUGUUUCUUGAUAGGAAUGGACAAGGACUAUGUAACACAAAUAUUAGAUGGAUGUGGCUUUUAUGCAACGAUAGGAAUCAGUGUCCUAAUCGAACGGUGCUUUGUAACUGUCAGUGAGCAAAACAAGCUGAUGGUGCAUGAUUUGCUUCGAGACAUGGGAAGAGAGAUCGUUCGUAAAAAUGCCCACAGUCACCCUGAAAAAUUUAGUAGAUUGUGGAAACCUGAAGACGUAACAGAUGUAUUGAGCGAUGAAUCUGGAACUAAAAAAAUUGAAGGAGUUGUUCUACAUUUGGAUAAAAAAAUUGAAGGAGUUGCUCUACAUUUGGAUUUGGAUGUAGAUUCGGAUCUAGAUUCAGAUCUAGAUUUGACUAGAUUCAGUGCACAAGCAUUUACCAAGAUGAAAAAACUGAGGUUACUCUACCUCAGCAGAGUAGAGCUCACUGGAGAGUACAAAGAUUUUCCCAAAAACUUAAUAUGGUUGUGCUGGCGUCAUUUUCCUUUAGAGUCCAUACCAGAUGACUUUCCUAUGCAACCAAAACUAGUUGCUUUAGACCUGCAAUAUAGCAAACUCAAAAUAGUUUGGAAGGAUUGCAAGUUGCAUCAGAAAUUGAAAAUCCUUAAUCUCAGUUAUUCCAUUCAGCUAAGCGAAUCACCAGACUUUUCAGAACUCCCAAAUCUCGAGGAAUUGAUAUUGCAAUCCUGUUGCAGUUUGUCUGAGGUUCACUCAUCCAUCGGGGAUCUUGGAAGACUUUCUUUGGUAAAUCUUGAAGGCUGCAACAAUCUAGAGGAUCUCCCACUGAAUUUCUAUAAAUCCAAGUCUAUUGAAACUCUUAUACUGAAUGGUUGUUCAAGAUUUCAAAACUUGGCCGAUGGCUUAGGGGACAUGGUAUCAUUGACAAUUUUGGAAGCAGAUAAGACAGGCAUCGGACAAAUCCCAAGUCUCGCCGGUCUUUCAAAGCUCAAGGUCUUGUGUUUGAAUGCAUGCAGACAACUUCUUGCAAUCCCAGAUUUACCAACCUAUUUGUUUGUUCUGAAAGCAAAUGGCUGCCCAGAAUUGGAAACAAUUCCAGAUUUUUCAAAAAUGUGGGAUAUGAGAGAAUUGUAUCUACGUGAUUCGUUCAAACUCACUGAGGUUCCAAGCUUGGAUAAGUCAUUAAACUCCAUGACAAGGAUUCAUAUGGAAGGCUGCACCAAACUGACUGCCGAUUUUAGGAACAACAUCCUACAGAGAUGGACUUCUUGCGGAUUUGGUGGAAUUUAUUUGAAUGGAGUUUAUGAUAUUCCUGAGUGGUUCAAAAUCGUCAAUGAUGUGGACAAUAUCGUCUUCUUUGAAGUUCCUCAAAAAUCCAUGGGUCGUGAUUUAAAAGGGUUGACUAUAUGCUUCGUUUAUCUUGUUUUAGGCCCGAAACUUGAAGAUUCUGAAGGUCCUAUUGACAUUAUCGUUAGAAAUCUUACCAAACGAACUGCUUUGCACACCCAGAUAGCAUUUGCCUCCUUAAGAACUUACAGAAGACCAGAAGACCAAUUGUUUUUCUCAUACGGACAGGUAGACCAUCAUCAUCUUUGGCAGGGACAAUUGUCAAACGGUGUGCUCCGUUUGCAAGGCGGGGACCAAGUCUCCAUUCUUGUAAGGCCUCUAGUUGAUUUUGUGAGAGUGGAGAAGACCGGGGUUCAUCUAGAAUGGGACAAAGUCAUGAAGGAAAAUAUGGAUAAUCCGGAUCGUCAUUUGUAUGAUUUGGAAACAAAUCGGGAUUUUUCAGGGGGAGUUGAUGACGCAUUUUUCAGGGGCAGUGUUAUACAUGAACAAUUAGCAGUGGAACCAUAUCUGGAUUUUUUUGGGGGAACUGAUAAUGAGGGAGGACGGAGCCAUGACGCAUCUGUUCCCGGUGAUCAAAUGAGUGCUACAGUUGAAGAAUCAGCAGUGGAAGACAAUCCUUUUGGCAUGGCGGAUGAUGGAGCAGGACGGAGCCAUGAUGCAUUUGGUCGCACUAAUCAAUCGAGUGUUGUGGAUGAACAAUUAGCAGUGAAGGGGUGUUUCGGGUAUCUUAAAAAGUUUUUUAUUUAAUAUUUUCUUCAAUUGUUUUUCCCACCCACGUUGAUUGUGAUUGGUUGCCAAAGAAUUUAGUUGACGGGAAUGAUUUAAGAUUGAAUUUUCCCUUUUUUUUUUUUUUUUUUUGGCCAAAGAAUUUAAUUGCAAAGGAAAGGGUCGCAACCUUGAAUUGAAUUCU
Molecule: messenger RNA, 7333 nt
Organism: Prunus avium (sweet cherry)
Lineage: Eukaryota; Viridiplantae; Streptophyta; Magnoliopsida; Rosales; Rosaceae
Product: disease resistance protein RPP2B
Biological process (GO): signal transduction; defense response
Molecular function (GO): ADP binding; ATP hydrolysis activity; protein binding
Source: RefSeq, a predicted model, not a curated record